AAAGUUUGACUGAAGAAAAAGUGUGGACCGGUAAACUGAAUUUUUAAUGAAUCUAACGGAUUUAAGCAUUCCAUAUUCUGGGACUCCAUGGAUGGUUUCACGAAAUCAGCCAAGCCAUGUUUCUUUAAAAAGUACCAGUUCUAUGCUGGAUCCAAUUGAUUUGAAAAGGGAACCUCUCUAUUUAGUACGAAGGUAUCACAAGAACAAUAUUCCGGUCUCUACAGUACAGUCCAAUUCAGCCAUGGAGUGCCAACAAGACUAUAAAUCAAGACUGAAAUUAAAAUUUCAAUGCAUUCACAAUGAUAUGUCCAAACAAUCAGAUCCCACAUUCCUGAAUGACAUCUUCACAGAGCUUUACAUCACUGAAGGGGAAAGUGAGAAUGUCAACAAAGAACAUGAAGUGAGAAAGAUUGAGAUGGCAUUGAGGAGAAAAACCACAGUAGACAUUCCAGUCAAAUGCAAUGACAUUUUUAAACACUCACCUGAAAAAAACAGUCAAGUCAGACCCAUCAAAUGUGUGCUGACUAAGGGAGUUGCAGGCAUAGGGAAAACGGUCUCGGUGCAGAAAUUCAUACUGGACUGGGCCGAGAGCAACGCUAAUCAGGAUAUCGAGUUUGUGUACCCACUUCCGUUUCGAGAGCUGAACCUGAUGAAAGCAAAACAGUUUAGCUUGAUUGAGCUUCUCCAACACUUCAAAAUGGAAACAGGCUUUGGAGAUGGUCACAAAAAGCAAAAAGUUCUCUUUAUCUUUGACGGUCUAGAUGAAUGCCGCUUUCCAUUGGAUUUCCAGAACAACGCAAAGUUGAAUAACCCAACUCUGCCAGCCUCUAUUGACGUUUUGUUAACCAAUCUCAUCAAUAACACACUGCUUCCUGAUGCCCUCCUCUGGAUAACAUCUCGACCAGCAGCAGCCAGUCAAAUCCCUCUUGGGUAUAUCGACCUGGUGACUGAAGUUCGAGGGUUUACUGACCCGCAAAAAGAAGAAUACCUCAACAAGAAAAUCAAUGAUGAACACCUCUCUGGCCAUAUCAUUGCACACUUAAAGUCGUCAAGAAGUCUGUACAUCAUGUGUCAUAUACCAGUCUUCUGUUGGCUCUCCGUUACGGUGCUAGAGAGAAUGUUCAAUGAAGCGGAAGAUGGAGAAAUUCCCAAGACUCUCACUCAAAUGUACACACACUUUCUUCUCAUGCAAACCAAAGCGAAAAACAUGAGAUACACUAAAGGUUACAACCCAGGCCUGGAGGAUGAAGACAUGAUUUUAAAGCUGGGUAAACUAGCCUAUCAACAGCUAAAAAGGGGCAAUCUGAUAUUCUACGAGGAAGACCUGAUGGCUUGUGGGAUUGAUCUGGAGGAAGCCGUAGUGUACUCAGGAGUUUGCUCACAGAUCUUCAGAGAGGAGUCUGCAAUAACUGAGAACAAAGUGUACUGUUUCAUCCAUCUGAGCAUUCAGGAGUUUUUGGCAGCCAUGUAUGUGUAUGUCAUGUUUAAGGUCCACCACAACAACAUUCUUGAUCAUGAAGUGCAUCAAGAGGCCACCUUGUUUGAGUUGCAUAAGUGUGCCAUUGACCAGGCCCUACAGAGUGAGAAUGGACACUUGGAUCUUUUCCUUCGCUUCCUUCUGGGUCUUUCAUUGGAGUCCAAUCUGACCCUUUUACAAGGCGUGCUCUCUCAAUCUGGUAGCAGAGCCUAUCAGAGCAUUGAGGAAACAGUUGAAUAUAUCAAGAGGAUGAUAGAGGAGACAUCCUUGCCAGAAAAGUCCAUAAAUCUGUUCUACUGUCUCAAUGAACUGAAUGAACUCUCUCUGGUCAAGGAGGUCCAGCGCUUCCUGAACUCUGGGCAUUUUUCUAAACUCUCCCCUGCACAGUGGUCUGCCUUAGUUUUUGUGUUAUUGACAUCAGAAGAGAAAUUGGAUGUGUUUGACUUGAAGAAGUACAUCAGAUCAGAUGAAGGCCUUACCAGAUUGUUGCCAGUUGUCAAAGCUUCAGAAUCAGCUCUACUGGGUAAUUGUGGACUUACAAUGAGAUGCUGUAGAGCUCUUGCCUCCACUGUUGGUUCCAGCUCUUCAAAUGUACGAGUGCUAGAUCUGUGCAAUAACUCCAUUGGAGACAAAGGACUGGAGCUUCUGACAGCCGGACUGGAAAACACACUGUGCAAUUUACAGGAACUGAGGCUCUCAUACUGCAGAAUCACCACACGCGGCUGCUCGGUUCUGGAAUCAGGACUGCUCCCAAAUCUCCCAAACCUUAGGGUGCUGGACCUGAGUGAAAACAGUCUGAGACAAGCAGGAAUUAAGAUCUUGGCCAAUUACCUGAGGAAUCAGCACUGUAAAUUUGAGAAACUGAGGCUCAAGGAUUGCAGAGUUACACCUGAAGGCAUCUUUGCAAUAGCCUCCGCUCUACAGUCCAACCCAUCUCACUUAAGAGAGCUCGACCUGCACUGGAAUAACCCAGGAGAUGAUGGAGUGGAGAAGCUUUCAGCUGUAAUACAACAUCCUCUUUCCCGGCUUGAAACUCUUUGGUUAAGUUACGGCUUGCUCACUGUGAAAUCCUGUCAGUCUUUGGCUUCAGCUCUGAGCUCCAGCUUCUCAACCCUUAAAGCUUUAGACCUGAGCGGCAACGCAAUAUAUGAUGAAGCAGUUCAAAUGCUCUCAAAUGGACUUGGAAGCCCUCAUUGUAAAAUAGAGAUUUUGAGGUUGGCAUUGUGUGAGAUCACAGAGGUGGGUGUUGCUGAUUUGGCCUCAGCCCUCGUUUCUAACCCGGGUCCUCUGAGAGAGCUGGACUUGAGACAGAACCAAAUAAAGGAUUUAGGUGUAUCAAGACUUGCUGAAGUAGUGAAGAACUCCAACUGUAGGCUGGAGACGUUACGUUUAGGAGACUGUGGGGUCACAAAGGAAGGUUGUGCUGUCCUCGCUGCUGCUCUAAACUCAAACCCCUCUCAUCUGAUGGAGCUGGACCUGAGCAAUAAUGAGCUCACAGACGCAGGGAUGAGGCUCCUUUCUCCUGUCCUGAGGAAUCACAGCGGCAACAUUGUGAAAUUAGAUUUGAGCCAGUGUGGUUUAACUGUGGACUGCUGUGAUUCACUGGCUGCAACUCUUGUAGAAAAAUCCUCGAGUCUUAGAGAACUGAAUUUGGGAGUAAAUAAUCUACAAGAUCUGGGAAUUACAAUCCUUUGUGCUGGAUUGGAAAAUCCACAUUGUCCGCUGGACACUUUGAGGUUAUCCAACUGUGGGAUCACAGGGGAAGGUUGCACUAUUUUAGCCUCUACACUGAGAUCUAAGCACUCACUUUUAAGAGAGCUGGACCUGAGUGAAAACAAUCUCACAGAUUCAGCCGUGAGGCCGCUAUCUGUUCUACUGGACGAUCCAGACAGUAAACUAGAGAAACUCAUCUUGUAUUAACUUCAGUCCUGUGUGUAUCACAGAACACAUCAAUAUUUGAUGAAAGUUGCAGAAUACUGCCAUACCUCACCACCGAUGACAGCACUUCUUAUUGUUAGUCAAUAUGACAUGUUCAGAUGUAUUAUUUUUUAAAUCCGUUAUUUAUAUUGUUCAUAUAUACAUGUAUAUAUAUACUACACUAUUAUGCUAGUAUGAAAUACUGAGCAGAAAUCGGCAUUGUUUCAUAAAAUGUUGUCUACACACAUCAUUGAUAUUUAUGAAU
This is a messenger RNA of Rhinichthys klamathensis goyatoka, 3659 nucleotides long. RefSeq names its product NLR family pyrin domain containing 12-like (gene nlrp12l). Gene Ontology annotation, molecular function: protein binding. The record is from RefSeq and is a predicted model, not a curated record. The transcript has 12 exons. NCBI's taxonomy places the organism in Eukaryota, Metazoa, Chordata, Actinopteri, Cypriniformes, Leuciscidae. The coding region runs from base 47 to 3397 and encodes 1116 amino acids.